AUCACCUGAGGCGACGUUGGGAUAGAAUUACAUGUGGUUUUGGCGGUGCAGCUGCAGUGCCAGUGCAGGUUGUACAGUACCGUACAUACACCGUGCGAGAGUACUACUGUAUGUACGAUAAACCACCCAGGGCUAACGCCCAAGACACACCAACUCGACAGGCGUCAACUCCCCACAGGCUCCGACUCCCUACAGACUUCACUACGACGCCACCACUGGUUGGGAUUUUUGCAGGUCCAGUCAUAAUCAGCCCUCUCGUCCUUGCCGCCAUUUUCACGACAACGCUGCGCCACUUUAAUUGGGGACUCCGGGUUCUGGAGAGACCCCCCGUGUCCUCCGGGGGAGCAUUGCAUUGCCAUUCCAUUGCUUCCCUAUCCUGUCCUAUCGUAUCCUAUUACUCGAUCCCCACCGGCAACUCCACCUCCUACCAGUCCAAUCCACCAGCACCAGCACGGCUCUGCACGAACCAACUUCUCCAGCACACCGUUUUUUGGAAUACAAGCUCGUAGUCUGGACUCUCCUGAAUGUUCUCAAUCAUCCGCAAAAGUACAGGAUCGAGUAGCUUGGAGUAACCAUGCGUCUGCCAGAUCUCCCAGUCUCUUCAAUUCCUCUGCAAGACGCCCACGCCCACGCCCACGCCCACGCCCGCUAUGUCAGACGCCGCCGCUCCCACCCCGCCUGUAGUGUCCAGGCGUUUUCCGCCCACCCCCGUCGAGACGUCCGUCAAAAAGAUCCGUCGAUUUGCUCCUGAACCGGUGGAAACAACAGCUCGGAGUUCCAAAAAGGAAGAUGAAAAGCAGCCACCAGCUGAAAAGAAGGACGAUGGAGUGGACAAGAAAGAUUUCGCUCCCAAGCGCCGAUUCGUCCCAGAGCCGGUUGAGACCACCUUUAAGAGCAGCAAACAGCCGAAAGGAACGUCUACUGCGGAACCUACCUCACAACCUGUUCCCGAAAGAUCCGCCCCUACAGAGACUCCAAAGCCGAGGAGACGGUUUGCUCCAGAGCUGAUUGAGACGACAACGAGGACAAAGAAGGCGGGAGAUAGGCGUCCUGCUACUUUGCCAACAGAUAAGGUCAGUGGCAUGGUGUUUUGCUUGUUGAGGGCAUGGCUAACUUUGAUAUGAUAGACGGACUUGACUCCUGGGGUACCAAAUAUAUACACUCGUUCAAAGAAAAAGUCCGCCAGACCUCCUGUUGUUCCUCUUCCUGGACCACCCGACAAUACACCAAGCACAAGUUACUUGUCCAAUUCUCAAAUCCACCCCAUACCCCCUCGAAGACAACAAUCAAUGCGUCCUCACCCAAAUACAAGACGAAGUACUCGUCGGCAGGAUUCCUUCCAGCCCGAGUUGGAGGUGAUUGAGUCCUCCGAGUCCGGGUCGGAAGCAGAGGAGGAUUAUGACGAGGAUAUGGCAGACUCGACACCAUCGCUGACAGGAUCGAAUGGCUCUUCUGAUGACUCGCGUAUGAGAUUACAAUUGGCAAGAACAAGGGAAAGCUGUGACGAUAGGUUUUCAGGUUAUUUACUUGCUUUGGCGGCAAAGGCUGCGGAGAAACAGCUCCGGGAACAAGCUUUGGCUGCUUUUCCAAACGAGUCCAGCUACGAGAUUGUAGAACAUUUUUAUGAUCGGGAGAUUGAUGCACCAUCGGAUGAGGAAGUCGUUGAGGGAAUUGGGAUGCUGCUGGACGAACGUAAGCCGAGUUUGCGGCGGAAAUCGACAGAGGUUGGAUGGCAUGUCAAAGAGAUGCAACACCAUCAAGAGAACCUAAACAGAAUGCGGCAGGAUGAGACGAAUAAGAAGAUUGCUGAUGAAGCUACGAAAAACAAUUUUCAGGAUCCGUUCUGGACGAAUGGUAGGAAUGCUCGACCAGAAAUCAAAGAUCCAAAGAAAGAGGCGGAGCUAGAGCGUAUGCGAAAGGCUGCAUCACCACCUAUGUUGGGUGGGGAUUUGAAAUUCCGCAUGUGCCCUUCACCUAAAGCCACCAAAUUCGAAUCAGACCAACGAAUCGACAUACAACCCAAGCGAGAUGAACACGGAGGUGGGUUAUGGGGAGGCUAUUGUGUAGCCGAGGAACCAGAAAGAAUCAAUGGAAGUAUCCAACGACCUACUUGGAUAAACACACCUAAGCGAGACGAUCCCUUUUCCCAAGCCUUUGCACGAAGCAACGGCACCAGGAUGCUAGUAGGAAUCGAGGAAAGACUGAAACUUGAAGCCGCCAAAGCCAAAGCUGAAGAAGCGAUCCGCACUGAAUUCAACGAUAAUUUCGUCACCCAGGUUUACAAUUACCUGUCCCUCGGCUACCCAUCACUCGCGAGACCUUAUGAUAAUGAACUCGCGAGAAUCGCCCAUGUUGCGCCCGAAGAUUUGCGCAAAGACGAUGGGUUGCAGGAUGCCAAGGGUCAUAUCGGGCUCAUGGAUGCCCCGGGCGCAGGUGGCAAAGGGGAGAAGUGUGCCCGUUGGGAGGCGUUGAAGAUUUAUAUCCUGGAGUGGGGGAGGCAGCAUCCUAAUAUGUCGAAUGGGGCAAGUACGCCGAGUGCGUGGGGAGUACGUGCUCGAAGGGGGAGUUGGGCUAUAUAAUGGAAUGGAUGGAUUGAAUGGUUUUCGUGUUUUUUGUUGUGUGAGGAACAUAGGAGUAUCGACUAGACAUAAUUGUUUUUAUUGGGGGGGGAUGUGUGUUGGUGCCUUUGAUUGGGGAUGGGUGGGUGGUUCUUAUGAUGGAAUGGAAAUGAGGGAUGCAUUAUAUGGGCAUUAGGAAUUCGUUUGUUCUUUCUUUGAGUUUGUCGGUUUGUUUUUUUGAGCAUUAGCCAUGGAAGGGGUCUUGCUUGGGUUUACUGGCAAGACAAGGCAUGAUUUA
This is a messenger RNA of Hymenoscyphus albidus, 2856 nucleotides long. NCBI's taxonomy places the organism in Eukaryota, Fungi, Ascomycota, Leotiomycetes, Helotiales, Helotiaceae. The record is from the annotation of a GenBank genome assembly.